UAUCACUUCGCCAGGACAGCAUGGAUAUAAGGGGUGUUCACACAUGUUGGAUAAUACUGGUUCUAGUUGGCAAAUCUGGUUGGUGUAACAUCGCAGUGAACAAGCCAACUUACAGCAGCACCGACUAUGACGGAAAAUCAUCUUCCUCCCACGCCGUAGACGGUAACCUCGACGCUGUGCGCAGUCAUAGCAGCUGCUUCACAAGCUCUGCGGCAUCGCCAUGGUGGAUGGUAGACCUCCAGGGGAACUACAGAAUAACAGGCGUCACCAUACAGCGACGAAGCGAUGGAUAUCAAUAUCGUCUCAGAGACCUUGCUAUCGUGGCGUUCAGAGAAGACCCCCAACAGAAUCCUUCAGCGGACAUCAUACCCUGCACGGAGAAGACGGGAACCCUAGGGGCCAUGGACACUCUGCCCUGUGAUCAGCCAAUAGUUGCCAGAUUCGUCAAGAUCCACUAUUUACCAAUUUUCACGGAAAUUCUCACGUUGUGCGAAGUUCAGAUCAGCGGGGAUGUCUGUAGCAGAGAUACCACAAAAUGCUUCAGCACAUCUGUGGACAUCGUCAACGGGAUGUACUUAGUUGUCGACUCAACCGACAAGAGAAUCGUCAAUGAUUCAACUCUUAGCUACUGUAGCAACAAGUGCUAUCGUGAAAAAAACUGCUAUGGAUUUAACUACAAUCUUGCCUCAAAGACUUGUGAACUCGCGUUGAAAACCCCAACACAAAUUGUGUCGGAUGCUGGCUUCGUGUACAGUGUCAUGCCGUCAUGUUUCCUGUAUUGCAAUGGCCAUUCCGUGAACAUCUGCUAAAGGAGUGUAUAUAGUUUAACAUCGCCUUGCACAGUAUUUCAGUUCUAUCACGGCUGCUUGAUGUGGGAGGACAGGUGAUGAUGGAGGUGUGAUCUUGUGGUUGAAGUGAUGCAAGGUGUUAUAUCUUUACCAUCUUGAUGAAACCAGCGAAUGCGUGAGUCUGAUUUUACACCGUUUUAGCAAUAUUCCAGCAAUGUCACGGAGGUGAAUACCAGAAAUUAGCUUCACACAUUGUACCCAUGUGGGGGAUAGAACCGGGGUCUUUGGCUUGACGAACGAACGCUUAAUAACCCCAAGAGAACUCCACCGCCCUCUAAACUUUCGGCGGGCACAUGUAUGGUGAUCAGGAGUGAGUUUAGGUUUACGCCGCACUCAGCAAUAUUCCAGCUGUAUGGCGGCGGUGUGUAAAUAAUCGAGUCUG
Molecule: messenger RNA, 1230 nt
Organism: Haliotis rubra (blacklip abalone)
Lineage: Eukaryota; Metazoa; Mollusca; Gastropoda; Lepetellida; Haliotidae
Product: fucolectin-6-like
Exons: 4
Coding region: 21-809 (262 amino acids)
Source: RefSeq, a predicted model, not a curated record